AUGCCCAUAUGUGCGAAACGGCCUUCAUUUACGAGUUGGUUGACGCGUUGGCAGCAGUGGCGUCUACAGCACACGGAGCCGCUAUGUUGCAAUGCAAGCCUGCCUGGGCCUGCCCGGGCAACAUCAACGCCUGCGAAGGCGGGUCAAGACGGGCGCCCGCCAUCCGCAAGUUUGCCCCGCGUGGGCAAUGCGAACCCGGCCUCUUGCUGCUGCACCGCUGGCACUUGCCUUUCUGGCAGAAGCGACGGAUCGCCAACCCGGACUGGGUCGUCACGGUUGAGCCCACGCCCCGCGAUGCCAGGCGGCUUCUCUCCGGCCACAUUCAAAAUACCGGCAAGUCGCCCAAAUCGCACUAUCGAGCGUCCGUGGCUGUGGACGGCAAAGGUACAGGCCUGGUGUGGUGA
Symbiodinium necroappetens is the source of this 404-nucleotide messenger RNA. Lineage: Eukaryota; Dinophyceae; Suessiales; Symbiodiniaceae. The record is from the annotation of a GenBank genome assembly.